UGUGUUUAACCCUUUCGUUUCGUCUUUUUUCUCUCUCUCCCACACACGGUGACGGGUCGGCCACGGCCACACCUCAACGCCGGUCUCUCUCCUCUCUACCACCCAUACCGACUCACCGCCGCACAAGCCGUGACCACCAACCACCAUCCGUCCGGCCGAGUCCGGCCACUACACUACACUGGUUAGUCUCUAUUCUCGCCUUUCCCUGAAACCCUAUCGUUCUCCGCCGAUACAGAUCUAGGGUUUUGCCGCUUCGCUGCCCUUCAGCCGCAACGGCUUCACGGUCUUCGACUCCAAGGGCAACCAUCUCAUCCGAGUGGACAAUUACGCCUCCGACCACAAGGGCGAGUUGUUGCUUAUGGAGGCAUCCGGCCACCCGCUCCUCACCCUCCGCCGAAAGCGGCUGAGAUGAGCUGAGCCUGGGGGAGCAGUGACAGGUGUUCGAAGGGGAUGAUGGUGCCCGGGCUCGUAGACGGCUCCAGAGAGGUUUGAAGAGGAAGCCGAUGGCAUUGAUCAAGAAACCGCGCAAAGCGGUGAAUGUUCAGCAGGCGUCAGCUAGCAACUAGUUGCAGUCAAGCCGCUUCAGGUGAACUCUGUACAUGCAUCAAGUAACAACUAGUUGCAGCGAAGCAGCUUGAUGGGUCCUCCUGUGGUGACACCUGAAGAAGUGUUGGAGACACUAAUGAAUGAUGGGACGAUUGAUGCAAUCAGAUCGAAGAUAAUUAAUCAGCUUAAAGCUAAUGAAGAGCUGAAAAAUACAACCAUCUCCAUGGUUGAGCAAAGCAAAGUUCUGAAUACCCCUGGAGCAGAGAAACAGACAAAGAGGGAGCUUUUUGAUGCUAUCAGGCGUGAACUUGAGGCACCUGUGCUUGAGAAAGCCUCCAAAGCAGUUUGGGAGUUGAUUCUAGAUAACAGCGGCUUAGGGAAAGAGAUUACAGCAACUGUAGAAAAGGUCUAUUACAGAUUGAGUGGUCAGGAGCCACCUCCACCACCACCUCCACUGCCACCACCACCUCCACUGCCACCAUUACCACAGCAACCACCGCCACCUCCACUGCCACCACUACCACAGCAACCACCGCCACCUCCACCGCAGCCACCUGCAAAUGGCACCCAUGUGGAAAGAAACAACUCCUUGACACCGUUAAAGAAAAGAAAUUUUGCACAAAUGAGCGCACAGGGGGUGGGAGAGGGCAUAAAUGGCAGCAGCUCGGCUCCUCCUACAUCUGAGGUCUCGAGUGGAAGCCAUUCUUCAAUUUCGAGACCCUAAACCUUUAGCAUUUUCUGUCAGUGUAGUUGUGCAUGGCUAGUUGAAGAUGGAUAUGACAUAUAACUAAGUUACUAACUGUUAACGAUUUGUUGGUGCUUAACUCUAGUUGCGGAAUUUAAUCUGUGCUGAAUCUUGCUUCA
Messenger RNA from Nymphaea colorata (pocket water lily), 1410 nucleotides. RefSeq lists its product as uncharacterized. Bases 638 to 1270 code for a protein of 210 amino acids. The record is from RefSeq and is a predicted model, not a curated record. NCBI's taxonomy places the organism in Eukaryota, Viridiplantae, Streptophyta, Magnoliopsida, Nymphaeales, Nymphaeaceae. The transcript has 6 exons.